Sphaerodactylus townsendi is the source of this 1449-nucleotide messenger RNA. It is a transcript of the gene SAXO5, whose product is annotated as testis expressed 45. Lineage: Eukaryota; Metazoa; Chordata; Lepidosauria; Squamata; Sphaerodactylidae. The record is from RefSeq and is a predicted model, not a curated record. Bases 1 to 1449 code for a protein of 482 amino acids. The transcript has 8 exons.
AUGGAGGAACCCCUCCAACCAGAGAUCCCGGCUCCUCUCCAUGGGCACUCCUUUCUCCAGGCGUCCCACUUCCAGCUUGGUUUCGAUCGCCGUCCGGAAGGCAGCACGGUGGCCUCCUCCUACCGUCUCGACUACCCUCCUCGCUGGGGCACCUUCCUGCACCAGCCCAUCCUGCCCCCCAAGUGCACGAGUGUGUUGAACCAGGACAUGGGGGACCUCUGGGAGCCCAGAUCGGAGUAUCUCGACUCCUACCCAGCCCGGCCUCUGGCAGCGAGGCCCGAUGUCUGCCUACCGGUCUCCUGUCUCCAAAUGCACUCCGAUGCUCGGCGCCAUGUUUUGACCUCCACCACCCAGGCGAACUAUGCGUGCCCUUCCGAGGUGUUGCCCACACAGCCACAUCGAGUGGACAAGUGGGAUGACAGCAUCCCGGAGGGUGACAAAGAGAAGGUGCCGCUACCUCCCUCGCUCUACCAGCAGUCCUACUGUCCUCACCAAGAACGCCCAGCGGUCAGGGCCCCAGCCGAACAUUUGGAGUGCGUAUGGCCACCUGAUGGCAAGCCAGACACAGGUUCCUUCCCCUCCCGGGGGGUCAGGGAGGCCCGUUGUGGAAGUGACUCCACCCUGAUGGGCGAUGGCAAAGUCCGCUUUGACAGCCUUUACAAGUCCCAGUACACGGGGGAAUGGGCCUCUCCACCCAACCAUUGCCAUCAGGGUUUGAUCUCCGUGGUGUUUGGUGACCCCCGCUGCAGGGAUGCCGUGAGUGAACACCGGCAUGCUUAUUCUGCCCCCCAUCAUGCCCCCCAUCUGUGCCGCUAUGAUGCUAACCGAGCGGCCCAGCAAGUCUUCCAGACAAAUAUCCCAGCGGGUGAUGGACGCCAAUCUUUCUCUACCACCAUGAAAGAAGCAUUUCAGUGGAAAGAUGCUGGACCAGCCUACGCUUCAUACCCUGAUAAGAACAUGUCAUCUAUCCUUCGAGGGGAUGAAAGUGCCCAAAAGAACAAAGGAAACAUGAGCAUGAGCUCGUUCUACUUCAGAGAGCUAAGCAUCAAGGACCUGAAGUCGCAGAAGCCUAGCAGCCCGAAAAGCCGGUUAGCAGCACCCCUCGGAGACAGGCGCUUAGGAUCCUUCAGCACCACCCAGCAGUCGGACUACCGGCAGCCCCCCCAGACCCGCAGAGCACACGUCAACAGCGCUGACCUGAUGAAGAGCAACAUCGCCUUCAAUUUUCCUGAUACUGGCAUUUCCACCACUACCCAGGAUAUGCUCCUCCCUCACCAGUUGCAAAAGCACCCGAUCCCAGAGGACCUCCUCCAGAAGGGCCCCUGCCAGGAGUCCGGGGCAGGACCUGCCCAAAGCUCCGGGGCACCUGUGGUGAACAGUGACCACAGCAGCCCCGAGGAGUCAAGAGGGAUGGAGAUGGUGGCCUACGGGUUGGGCCAGCGGUCAUAG